Messenger RNA from Rubroshorea leprosula, 1824 nucleotides. The record is from the annotation of a GenBank genome assembly. NCBI's taxonomy places the organism in Eukaryota, Viridiplantae, Streptophyta, Magnoliopsida, Malvales, Dipterocarpaceae.
AAAGAACCCCUUUGAUCGCUUCUCUUUUCCAAACUGUCCUGGUUUUGGGAGAGUAGUUUUGGGAAGUAAAGAUGGAGAAUAUGGGAAUGGAGAUUGAAGCAGAAGGAAGAGGAACUCCCAUUUAUGGGGGGAGAUACGUGCAGUAUAACAUCCUGGGUAACCCUUUCGAGGUCUCCUCCAAGUAUGUUCCUCCUAUUCAGCCCGUUGGUCGCGGCGCGUAUGGCAUCGUCUGUUGUGCCAAAAAUUGUGAGACAAAUGAAGCUGUUGCAAUAAAAAAGAUUGGGAAUGCAUUUGACAACAGGAUUGAUGCUAAGAGGACACUCCGGGAGAUCAAACUCCUUUGUCACAUGGAUCAUGACAAUGUUGUCAAAAUCAAGGACAUCAUACCACCGCCUGAGAGGGAAAGGUUCAAUGAUGUGUAUAUUGCCUAUGAACUAAUGGAUACCGAUCUGCAUCAGAUAAUUCGGUCCAGCCAGCCUUUGACUGAUGAUCAUUGUCAGUAUUUCCUCUAUCAACUGUUACGCGGGCUGAAGUACAUACACUCGGCAAAUGUUUUGCACCGAGAUCUAAAACCAAGCAAUCUGCUUCUCAAUGCAAGUUGUGAUCUCAAAAUUUGUGACUUUGGGCUUGCAAGAACCACCUCUGAAACUGACUUCAUGACAGAAUAUGUUGUUACUCGUUGGUAUCGGGCCCCUGAGUUGCUGCUCAAUUGUUCAGAGUACACUGCAGCUAUUGACAUUUGGUCUGUUGGUUGCAUUCUCAUGGAGAUACUUAGAAGGGAGCCACUUUUUCCUGGUAAAGACUAUGUGCAGCAGUUGGCCCUUAUUACUGAGGUAUGAAUAUAUGGUGUGGUUGUAGUUAGGCAUUUCUAGAAGAAAAGAAAUGCAUGAAGGUGGAUAAAAUACUGAUAACUGGUAAGACUCAUUCUUAUGAAUAUGGUUCUUGAUUGUUUUUGAGAACAGCUACUAGGAUCGCCAGAUGAUUCAGAUCUUGGAUUCCUAAGAAAUGACAAUGCUAGGAAGUAUGUCAAGCAGCUUCCACAUUUUCCGAAGCAACCCUUUUCCAGGAAGUUUCCAGAUGUGUCUCCUGUGGCCGUUGAUCUUGCAGAGAAAAUGCUGGUUUUUGAUCCAUCCCAGCGUAUUACUGGUGAGUCUUACUCUGCCAAUUAAACAAUCUCACAUUCUUCGAUUUUCUCAUCUUUCUGAUAAGAAAAAUCUUUUGAUGAUGCAUGAAAAAGUUGAGGAAGCGUUGAAUCACCCAUACUUAUCAAGCCUUCAUGAGAUCAAUGAAGAACCUACUUGCCCAUCGCCUUUCAACUUUGAUUUUGAACAGACAACCUUGGAUGAAGAAGAUAUAAAGGAGCUGAUAUGGAGGGAGUCUUUGAACUUCAAUCCAGAUAACAUGCUCGAAUGACCAUAUCACAUUCAUUCUAAUUUCAUUUUGCAUGCUCUCUACUAGAGUCAUGGAAAAAAAAAAAGUCUUGCUUAUGUAUAAUACGAGAGUGAUUUCUGUACAUGCACAUUAGUUGGGGAGAUAGGUUCUCCCUUAUAAAAGGAUUAUGGUUUGAGAAGGUGGAAUGUCUGCUACUUAUGGGUGUUGAGGAGUUUAACGGAUUCAUUCCUUUUGAGAAUCCGGCCACCAUUAAUGGUGCGUGAAGAAUACAAAGUCUUGUGAGUUUUUAUGUAUCAUAGUAGGACUGUGUUUUCUGUUCCCGUUUGUAUGGACUAAUGUGAGAAUUUGAAAGAGUGGCACACAGUUAUGUACCAAAAUGUAAUAGAGAAUUUGAAUUCAAAAAAUGUGCGAAAAUAAAGCAUGUUUGGAGUU